Molecule: messenger RNA, 1730 nt
Organism: Drosophila nasuta
Lineage: Eukaryota; Metazoa; Arthropoda; Insecta; Diptera; Drosophilidae
Gene: Lipt1
Product: Lipoyltransferase 1
Exons: 3
Coding region: 304-1563 (419 amino acids)
Biological process (GO): protein lipoylation
Cellular component (GO): mitochondrion; cytoplasm
Molecular function (GO): lipoyltransferase activity
Source: RefSeq, a predicted model, not a curated record
UGCCCAAAAUCAUAUCAAAUAGCAGCUGACGCUGACGUUGACCUUGUUUUUGUAACAACGAGCACCAGAGGAGUGUAAGUGCAUUGCCUUGAGAGCUUCCACGCGAGAGUGAAAGAGCAAGAGAGCGAAAGAGAGGGAGAGAGCGCGCGAAAAGAGCCAUAGCAACAGCAACAUCGACGAUUGACUUCCUUGUGAGAGCGCACAGCAACAACAAUAAUCAAAUCGCCGCAGUACGUAAUUGUGCAAUAUUGCAUCUGUAGCAGCUGUUUAAAAUUUAAACGCUUGUAAAGCGAAAUAUUCAAUAUGAGCUUGCUCUUACGUCGCAAUUCAAGCCAGUUGCGUCUGCUGCAGCGUCUAGGUGCAGUGACGACCGCAGAAGUCAGGCGUUUUGUCUCAAGAGAUAGCGAUAACGAUAGCAACAAUGUAACUGCAGCACAAUCGUCGACGACAACAGCAAAUACAGCUGGAACAACAGCUGGCAAUAAAUUGCAGUCAACUAAGCGUUUGAAUAACCUGUCUGCAGUUGCCGACACUGAUAUCAAGAAAUCUGUGUUCAUUUCACAAUCACAUGACAUCUUCACCAACCUGGCCCUGGAGGAUUGGCUGUAUAAGAACUUUGACUUCGGCAACCAUCAUGUGCUGCUGCUGUGGGCUAACGAUCCGUGUGUUGUCAUUGGUCGCCAUCAGAAUCCAUUUACCGAGGCAAAUGUGUCUAGGCUGAUGGAACGCGGCAUCACAUUGGCGCGUCGGAACAGCGGCGGCGGAGCCGUCUAUCAUGAUCGUGGCAAUCUCAAUUGCACCUUCUUCACACCGCGCGAACGCUACAAUCGCAAAUACAAUCUGAACAUUGUGACUCGGGCGCUGUUCCGUGAAUGGGCCAUCAAGUCGGAGAUUAACGAACGCGAUGAUAUUGUUAUUAAAAUUAAAAAGAUUUCUGGAACAGCUGCCAAGCUGGGACGGCCUAAUGCAUACCAUCAUUGCACCAUUUUGGCCAGUGCCAAUAAACUGCAUUUGGGCGAAUCACUGGUGAAGGAGCCAGCCAAUUACAUCAGUCGAGCAACUGCAUCGGUGCCAUCGCCUAUUCGCAACUUGGUCGAUGUGAACCGCAAUGUCAAUGUGCCGCAAUUGCUCUCCGCCGUUGGCUAUGAGUAUCUGCGCACAGCAGCGAUGGCAUUGGAGGAUGGCGGCAGCACACAGUUGAUGAAACAACGUGGCUUUCAGCUGGUCAAUCCCACGGAGAGAUGGUUCCCGGGCAUUGAGGAAUUGCGUGCUAGCUACAGCUCUUGGGAUUGGGUUAUUGGCAAAACUCCCAAGUUUUCGGUAGAAAAGGAGCUGGAGCUGAAGGGCGACAACAGCGGCAUGAAGCUCAAGCUAAGCGUUGACGUGGAAGCUGGUCUGAUGUCGAAAAUUGCAAUACAGCUGCCGCAGAGCGAUCAGAUGGUGCCGGUGGUGACUCCGCUUCAGGGCAAAGCAUACAAUGAGCAGAAUCUGAAUGGCAUUAUUGACGCCCUCAAAAUGGUGUCCACCUCGAAUGUGCAGCAGGCGAUGAACGGAUCUAUUUGAGUUUUAUUCCUUCACCUAACACAAUAGCUGUGCCGCUGAUUCAGCCAUAUAUAGCCAUUUUAUAGUUGCAUAUACAUAUGUUACAUACUUUAUAAACGUAUAAAUAUAUACAUAUUUUUUAUAUUUUAUAUCAAGAAAUUUGCAAUAAAUUUGUUACAUUAAAUGUA